Heterobasidion irregulare TC 32-1 is the source of this 890-nucleotide messenger RNA. RefSeq lists its product as uncharacterized. Bases 7 to 687 code for a protein of 226 amino acids. Gene Ontology annotation, biological process: siroheme biosynthetic process. The transcript has 2 exons. NCBI's taxonomy places the organism in Eukaryota, Fungi, Basidiomycota, Agaricomycetes, Russulales, Bondarzewiaceae. The record is from RefSeq and is a predicted model, not a curated record. Gene Ontology annotation, molecular function: precorrin-2 dehydrogenase activity; protoporphyrin ferrochelatase activity.
UCCCUUAUGAUCGCUUGGCAGCUCAGAGACAAACGAGUGUUGGUCGUGGGCGGCGGUGAUGUUGCGUCAGGGCGCAUCGGGCACGUACUCGCAGCCGGGGCAGAGGUCACGGUGGUGUCGCCCCGCGCGGGCCUCCAUCCCGCGACGAAGCAGCACAUCGACGCGUCCGACCGCAUCACGUACCACGACCGCACCUUCGUCGCGGCAGACCUGGACGGGGCGGACAUGGUCCUCACCGCCAUCGACGACGUCGCCGUCUCGCGCGCGAUCGCGGCCCAGUGCCGGGCGCUGCGCAUCCCCGUGAACGUGGCCGACGACCCGCCCUGCUGCGAUUUCUACUUCGGCUCGCAGAUCCGCCAGGGCCCGUUGCAGAUCAUGAUCUCCACGAACGGGCGGGGUCCGAAGCUGGCGAAUAUCAUACGGCGCAGGAUCGAGGAGAGCCUGCCGCGGGGGGCCGGAGAGGCCAUUGAGAAGGUGGGGCGGCUGAGGGAGAAGCUCAAGGAGCGUGCGCCCGGCGUGGGCGGUGACGUGAGCAGGCGGCGCAUGAGGUGGAUGGUCGACCUGUGCACCGCGUGGGAGAUGGACGAGCUGGCGCUCUUGAGCGAGGAGCAGAUGGAGAGGAUGCUCGACGAGGGCUGGGAAAAAGACUCUGUGCUCAGCCCAGAGGCGCUGGGAGUGGGGUCGUGAGAUUCGGAGAUAUGUGUAUCGUUAUUAUUCUCAGGCGACAUGCGCACGACGGCAGCAGGUAAGCCUCGAGCAAGUCUGGUCCCAUGAUGCGUCGGUGCUUCUUGCCUCGCGCGAAGCGCAUGAAUGAUUGUCUUUUUAGCGCUUCCGUAGAUGAUGUACAAAGGGUGUCGUCUCCGUGAUGUAUUCCGCACUUGUUGACUGCC